GCCCUAAACAGACAUCAGUAUUUCUUCCACAACGCUCUCUUUCUCUGUGGAAAAAGGAAUCUGGGCGUGGAAAGAGGAAUGGCGGGAAAGCAACUCUCCGGCGACGGGGUUCCACCGAGCCUCGCCGGAAUGUCCAAAAACCAGCUCUACGACAUCAUGUCUCAGAUGAAGACAUUGAUUGAGCAGAACAAGCAGCAGGCGAGGCAAAUACUUAUCCAAAAUCCUGCUUUGACUAAAGCCCUUUUUCAGGCACAAAUCAUGCUUGGAAUGGUGCAAUCCCCACAAGCAUCACCAGCCAUUUCAUCUGCGGUGUCUAAGAAUCCACAGCCAUCAGCUAUCUCAAAUCAGCAACCUGCUAUCCAGGCAUCAGUACCAGUUUCUGGUCCAAUUGGUCAGAACCAAAUAAGAAAACAGCAGCUUAACCAACCAAUGCCAUCGCGCCCGCCCUCACAACCUCUUGCUCCUCAAAACCCCCAACCCCAAUCCAUGCCCUCACAUCCAUUACAACAACCACAGCAACCUAAGGUACAUGUUGGUGCCCAGUCAACGCCAAUGUCUGUACCACAACACUCUCAAAUUUCUAGUUUGGCUCAAUUGCCGCCGCAUACAGCUUCCCAGCCACCCUCCCUUCACCAGCACCCUAUGCCUUCAUUGCCCACUCAACAACCUCUGCCAAAUACUGGCAGCCAGUAUAUGCCCCUCCAACCGCCACUGCCACCCCAGCCAAGACCACCAAUGCCAGGCUUCCCUCACCAGGCUCAAGCUCAAAUGGGACAAAAUCCGAGCUUUCAGCAUCCUAGUGGACAACAGAUGCAUCAUUCGCAACAUAUGUUUCAUUCAGGUUCAAAGCCUCCUGCUGGUAUGGGGCCUUCGUUUCCACAGGGACAGUUACCACUUCCAAAUCAACCUUUGUCCCAAUCAAUGUAUCAGGCAGGAAGCCCUCAUGUAGGAAUGGAUUUCAAUCAAGCUGGAAGCUCCAAGCCAACAGACAGGGGAUCCAAUUGGAUACCUGGCCUUCCUGAAAAUCCGAUGGGUCAGCUUUUAGGACCACAACCUGGGUUUCCUGGUCAAGCAGGUCCCAGCAACCAGCAUCCUCAAACACAAUCGUUGACUCCUGAGUUCGAAAAGGCAUUACUGCAGCAGGUUAUGAGUCUCACUCCGGAACAGAUCAAUAUGCUCCCAGCGGAACAAAGAAACCAAGUUCUUAACUUGCAGCAAAUGCUUCGUCAAUGAACAUAAUGUUUUUCGACAAACUUAUUCAGUUUAGAGCAUCGUCUGAUGCUAAUGAGAACUCUAUAUCUUCGGUGCUAGUUCUAAUGUUUGUGUGAUCUUUUUCUUCUUGUGACUUGCAAUAUACCUCAGGGCUUGGAUUGCCAAACAAAACGAGCUUUGUUUUCUAUGUAUGCUUGCAUUCCAUUUUAAUGGUGAAAAUGGACAAUUAGUUUUUGGGGCCA
Molecule: messenger RNA, 1454 nt
Organism: Salvia hispanica
Lineage: Eukaryota; Viridiplantae; Streptophyta; Magnoliopsida; Lamiales; Lamiaceae
Gene: ESP1
Product: hydroxyproline-rich glycoprotein family protein
Biological process (GO): mRNA 3'-end processing
Source: RefSeq, a predicted model, not a curated record